AUGAGCCCCCUCUUCGGAUCGCACCGCGAGCUCGGCCUGAGCUCGACCUGGAUGACGGCCGACGGACGGUAUGGACCCUAUGGAUUCGGCGAGGACGACCCCACCACCUACAAGCGGAGCAGGGUCGACUGGGACUUGCUGGACUGGGGGGAGCUUGUCGAUCAGUGUCUCGAGCCUGCUUCCAGACACGAGAGCCAACACCCGGCCAUGCCCAGGCCCAUGCUCAAGCACUCCAAGCCCAAGCGUUUCAAGUCAGAUGAUCAUCCCCACACGACGCGCACCGCCUUGGUGCUCCGAUCGUACGAAGGCUUCAACUACACCGAAGAAGUCAUGUGGAUGAUCCGCUCGCUCAUCACCGAGGCAUCGCUCAAGACUGGCGGACGCUACAGCCUCAUCCUCCUCGUCAACGUCCAGGACAAGGGGUGGGCUAUCCAUGAGUCUCCCGAACACUACCAGCGCGCCUUUCAGGCCAUGCACAUCCCUCCCGAGCUCUGGUCCCUGACGCUGCUCUGGGACGAGAACCUACUCGAGAGUUGGUACCCUCUCGCCACCGAGCACCGCACCAUGUGGCAGGUCAACCAGCCCCUGCAGCUCCUGGCCCACCACUACCCAGAGUACGACCAUUUUUGGCAGCUCGAGAUGGACCAGCGCUUCAUGGGUGACGCCCUCGAGUACCUCGACGCCGUACACACAUUCUCCCUCCUCGAACCACGCAAACAAGCCCUCGAGCGUGCCACGUACCCUUACAUUGAGCGCAACUACAAAUCGUACGAUGAUUUCAUCAACCAGGUCAGCCUUGCCAACAACGGUGGAUCGCGUGCCUGGCCCGCCCUACGCAUACCCGACGUGGAGCCCAUCGGCCCCGAGCCACCCACCCCGCACCCUGAAGACACGCGUGGGUACAGCUCCUAUGGCUUGGGCGAAGAGGCAGACGUCGUCCUCACCAGCUUCUGCGAGGACGUUCGCGACGUGCCCGAGUGGGUCUUUAAUGACUGGUACAGGGGCGAAUUGACCCAGGGCAGCGAAACCCCACGCUUUUUCUGCCCGCCCGCCAUCGCUCGCGCCAGCCGCAAGCUUCUCGGCGCCGUGCAUGAAGCUCAGGUCCGUACGGGUAUCAGCGUUCCCAGCGAGGCCACCCUGCCCUCCUGGGCUCUUUGGCUGGGGCUCAAGCUUAGCUACCCGCCUCAGCCUGUGUACAUGCAGCCUGCCGGUGGUGCUGUUGCUGCUCCUGCUGCUCGCGUGCAGGAAGAUUAUAAAGAAGAGGAGGAGGACGAGUCCUUUACCCACGAGGACCGGUUUGAAGUGCUACGCACCCUACUGGGUGACAGACCCUUUGAUUCACGCGACGGCUUGGCGCACGCGAAACCCCAGUCGUUUGCCAGCAAGGGCCUCACCUACUGGUGGGCUAGCGACUACCCACGCCAAGUCAUGGAUGCGUGGAUGGGCGAUGAUACAAAUGACAUGGAUGCGCGUGCCGUGGCGCCCAUGCUUGUCGAGCACGACGGGCAGGUCUAUGCACCCAACUUUGUCAUGCAUCCUGUAAAGUAG
This is a messenger RNA of Geosmithia morbida, 1548 nucleotides long. Its product is annotated as Protein of unknown function (DUF3405). The record is from RefSeq and is a predicted model, not a curated record. Bases 1 to 1548 code for a protein of 515 amino acids. NCBI's taxonomy places the organism in Eukaryota, Fungi, Ascomycota, Sordariomycetes, Hypocreales, Bionectriaceae. The transcript is spliced from 2 exons.